CUUUUGUCAGUUCCCGAUUGGACGAUCUAAAAACAUUUUCUAUUUUUACUCCCUAGAUUUUUUUCCCCAUUUCCUUUCACUGUUCACAUAUAUAUAUCCGUGCACUUGCUUGAAAAAACAAAAAAAAUAAACAAAUAUAUUGCACUAUCUGUCCUAUUUUGCAUCUUGCCGGCGCUCGCGAAGCCCUAAUUCUCUAUCCAUCUCGCCGUUCAUAAGCUCUCUAAAUUGUUGAAUUAAAUCCUUCACCCACAUCGAUUUGAGAGCCUUCAUUGCCGGGAUGAACUACUGGUGGAAAUCCAAGAGUUGCUGGCGGCCUUUAGGCGAAUCCUUCCUGUCACAUGAUGACAUGCUUCUGCAUGUACAGGCAAACUUGACGGUCAUGUCACAUAUGAAAUUCAACCUGCAUUACUUUUCGUUCUUGGGCAUGGAUGCCAGAUUUCACAACUUGGGAUUUGCCACUAACCCACAGCCAAACGCAUUCAAGAAUCUGUGCAAUUCCAUACAAACAGGAGGAAGUGGAGCGGAUGCCAUGUACUGUGCCGACACAACCCUACGGCUUGAUUCGCCUGGUUUCCCAAGCCCCUUCACUCCCGCCCCAAAGGGAGUCAAACGCAAGUGGGGCGCCACAGGUGGCCCUUCGAACCAUCUUUUCGAGUCCUCACUGAAUCUCCGCCUUGGUCACUCCUCGAGUUCCUCUGAAAGCAAGGGCAGCACAGGAACCGCGUGCACCUCGAUGUCCAAGGAAACCGAAGAGGAGUCAUCUAUGGACAUUGAGCUGGACUUCUCUCUCCACCUCGGUGGCGAUAACAAGUCAUCUGUUCUGGAGAAGCCCGCCAGCUGGGAUUUAAAAUCGCCUGAUCCGUCUCCUGUGGUCGAUCUCCAAUUAUGCCUCUCGAGCGGGCCCGCUGUUUCCGAUAUCACGCUCCUCCACCCGAGUCCAAGCACUCCAAGCACCAUCACGAACACGUACACCGGCUUUGGGAAAACGAGCCAGAUAUCAGCGGGCCUCUCAUCGAGUGUAGUAACAACACCGAACAGCUCAGUCACCUGUACUUCCGGGAUACUAACUACUCAGUCACGGCAGGCGCGUGGCACCAGCACCAAACUAUGUCAGUACCAGGGCUGCUCCAAGGGGGCGAGAGGGGCGUCGGGCUUCUGCAUCGCCCACGGCGGGGGCCGCAGGUGCCAGCGGCCCGACUGCGGCAAGGGGGCCGAGGGCCGGACGGCCUUCUGCAAGGCCCACGGCGGCGGCCGGCGGUGCGAGUUCCUGGGGUGCACCAAGAGCGCGGAGGGGCGCACCGACUUCUGCAUCGCCCACGGCGGGGGUCGGCGGUGCGGCCACGAGGGGUGCACCAAGGCCGCCCGGGGGAAAUCCGGGCUCUGCAUCCGCCACGGCGGCGGCAAGCGGUGCCGGACGGAGGGCUGCGCGAGGAGCGCCGAGGGCCUCACCAGGGCUGUGGGNGCGGCCCCCGGGUGCACUAAGAGUGCGCGCGGGAGGACUGACUUCUGCGUGCGUCACGGCGGGGGAAAGAGGUGCAGCCGUGAGGGGUGUGGGAAGAGCGCCCAAGGCAGCACUGACUUCUGUAAAGCGCACGGCGGCGGGAGGCGGUGCACAUGGGGCCACGCGGGUUGUGAGAAUGGGGUGGGGGAUGUGCCAUGUGGCGCCUUUGCGAGGGGUCGAACGGGGCUCUGUGUAUCCCAUGGGGUACUUGUGCAGGACAGGAGGGUUCACGGUGGGGCGACUGUGGGGGCUGGCUCUCAGGGUUCUAAGGUCGAUGGGAAUUGUGUGUUUGUGGGUGAGGGUGUGGCUUAUGCUGAAUUUGGUUCCAAGCAGGCGGCUAGUCUCCCUGUUGGAAGCAACAGUGUGUCGACGGGUAAGGUACCGGAGGGAAGGGUGCAUGGAGGGAAUCUGAUGGCGAUGAUUACUAGGAAUCAUGGUUUCGGCUUUAGCGGCUCCAACAAAGGCAUAGCAGGCCCAUCUGGGCCUGGGGAGUCUGUAAUGACGCAUCGGACCUGGAUGUGA
Molecule: messenger RNA, 2023 nt
Organism: Striga asiatica
Lineage: Eukaryota; Viridiplantae; Streptophyta; Magnoliopsida; Lamiales; Orobanchaceae
Source: the annotation of a GenBank genome assembly